Molecule: messenger RNA, 918 nt
Organism: Vespa crabro (European hornet)
Lineage: Eukaryota; Metazoa; Arthropoda; Insecta; Hymenoptera; Vespidae
Gene: PolZ2
Product: mitotic spindle assembly checkpoint protein MAD2B
Exons: 4
Coding region: 201-860 (219 amino acids)
Cellular component (GO): zeta DNA polymerase complex
Source: RefSeq, a predicted model, not a curated record
ACCAAUUUAUGCUUUUCACUUGCAUCACCGCGAUUUAAAGGCGCAACAAGCGCGAACGACGUUAAAAAAUCAUAACUUUCUUUCUUUUUUCUUCCUUUCUUUUUUUUUUUGGGUUACAUGACAUUGAAACUUGUUCCUUUUUACGAUUGUAUACGAGUGAUUUGACAUUUCGAAAACUUUCACGAUUAAAUUAAAAUAAAAUGUCACAAACUAAAAUAGUCACCAGUGAUAUCCUCCUAGAAUUCUUGGAGGUGGCAUUUAAUCAUAUACUUUAUUAUAGAAAAUUAUAUCCAAAAGAAAUCUUUGUUAAGAAAAAAAUAUAUGGCGCUGUGGUUCAUAUCUCUGAACAGCCAGAACUUAAUGAAUAUUUGAAAAAUGUUUUAACUGCUAUUAGAGAAUUACUUAAAGAAGAUGAAAACAGUAUCAAAGCUGUCAAUCUUGUUGUUUUUAAUAAAAAUAGAAUUCCCAUAGAAAAGUUUGUCUUUGAUUUUGUUAAAUUACAAGCUCAAGGAAUUGAAAUUGAUCCAUACUAUCUUAAAACCGAAGAAGCUUUAAGAACAAUCUGUUUAAAAUUGUCCAUAUGUGAGACAUAUUUAAAUCCUCUUCCUGAAGAUGCAUCAUUUUCUAUAGAAAUUCAAACAUAUGAAACUGCACACGUGUCUCUCAGUGAAAAUCCAUUAUGUGAGGAUUUUCCAUGGAUUGUUGAGGAUGAAAAUAAGAAAAUGAUUAAUAAAAAAUUAUUACCGCUGAAGACAGUUAAGACAGAAUGUUUAAAUUUACAGAUGAAGUUAUACGAUAAGUUCGUCCAUGAUAAUACGAAAGCAGAUAAGAUUGAACUGCAUAGAAAUUUAUUGCGUUAAACACGUGGUGGGAAUCAGCUGAUUUGUGGUCGUACGUCAAAAUACAAAUGAGUGAUCA